GAGUACUUUGUUGAAUACGAGCUAUAGUUAUAGCACCCUAUCAAUGUGAGCCCUGAGUAGUGGAGAACUCGUAGUUGUGUUCAAUUAUGGCACCUUACCCUCUGUCACGGGAUGGGACGUGUCCCAAUUGCAAGUCGAGUGACGUGGCUUACGUGAUUCAGCAAAGGCAUUUCUCAUCAGGUAUACUGGCGCCUGUAUUCCGCAUACUUCUGAAGACUAACCGUGCUGUGAUUGGCUUGGAGCAGCUCGUUGGUACAACGGAAUUACCUAGUAUGAUCUGUUGUGAUCAGUGUACGACUAUGUCUACAUUGCGUGGCUGCUUCAAUCUGGACUGGCGCUACACCACCUUGCCGGCUGCAUUCGCUUUGACCCGAGACAUGAUCCAGUGUGAAGAAAGAGAGCCCGUGGACAUGCGCCAGCUAAUGGAGCUUGGUCAUGAGUGUUUGAAACAGCUGCAGCCCACCUUUCCCAGCGCCGCUCCGGUUGUAUUCAGCAAUAGCAAUCAGCCGACAAUGCCCUCUGCUAGCACGAUUGCACCAUCUUCAUUGCAAGACACCAUCGCAUCCACAUUGCGGUCUGUGCGCAAGGAAUGUGAGAUUAAUAUCGGCCAUCAGCACGGUGAACAGAAGAACAAGUCGUUGCUGCUUUCACGUAAAACAACAUCCGGUGAAAAACGUUCACGGUGGUCAAAUGCCACAGUCAAGAACGUGUCCCUUCGCGAAGAGAGAAAGGACAGCUCACCAACCAGAUAUGCUGUUGCUGCUGCUGUCAGACCCAGUAUCAAUGCCGAUCAGCCACAGCAGCAGAAAUGGAAGUCUUUUGGUUCGGCGGAGAACAAUGUUGCAUUUCGUCAACAGUCUGAACGACCAGACCUGUCCAGUACUGCGGAUAGUCAUAAUGCUGCUGAUAGUCCUGCAGCUCAGUUCUCAGCAUCUGCAAGCGACAGUAGUCGGGAAAUGCCGACAAAUAGAACUUUUCAGACUGCCUCCUCUGUCAACACAGCCAUAGCUGGUACCUGCUCCAGUAUCAAAGAUGGUGUUGCUGCUCCAACUCUGCCAAGUAGCACUGAUUCCAGUAUUGAUAGUAAGGUACAUGAGCCUGACACUGUCUCUAACGUCGGUAUCAAAUCUGCAGCUCCAACACCAGUGGCAUCAUUCAACACUGAUCAUGACUCUUCCGAAUGUGGCGAGAUCACCGAGGAGCCUGAGACCUGCCCGGAUGGAGUAUCUAGCACAGUUUGGCAGUUCUAUCAAAAUCGUGUGUUGAAUUCUAAGUCAUCCAGGUCUGGCGACAGCGCGCCAAUGCCCGUCAAUGCUGCUGCAGGAACCACCGAAGCUGGCGGUGUUGGUCAAGAGAACUGCGCUAUGUCUUCCGAAUCAUGGAGUGCUGUCAAUGUUCAGGAGGUGUUGCGUGCCAGCAAUGCUAGCUUCUCACAGACCUACGAUGAGCAAGCUGCCAAGCAAAGGGUUGCUGCUCUUCGCCGAAAGUCAAGAAGCAGUGCAAGCCACGCCAAUGUCAGUGAUAAACAACAAACAAACAAAGUAUCACAGGUGCGAAACACUGUCAGUAGCAUCUUGAUGAGCCACAUGGCAUUUGACUCACCGUCUCAAGAAGAGGGAAAGAAGCAAGCGCCAUCAAUCGUAGAUGCAAUAGCAGCAACCAAUGUGGAAUCGGAGAGACACUCUACUACUAGCACGAGUGCAGACUGCGAUGCCACAGAUCAGCCUGUGUCUGACACCGCUUCAGAUAUGUCUUCUAUUGCUGAGUGUGCUGUUCAGGGAGUUCCGGGUGAGGGUGAGGCACAUGCAUCUCAAUGUGUACCUGAUCCAAAGGAAGGCAAGGAUAAUGUUUCACAAAUUGCAAGCCAUGUACAUAGCGAAGUUCGUACUUCAGGCUCAACUUCACUUGUGACAGCUGCUUUAGAUAAUAAGCGUGAUGGGUAUGAAUUAUCAUCCGCCACAUCUACUAUGAUAGCUAGUACUACUACUACAACUACUGAAAAGUCUGCAAGUUCUAAUCUUGCCACAAGUGUGUCAAACAUCUCAGCAUCUCCUUCCAUCACCCAACCACAGUACCUCCACUCCAACGCCGUCACUAAACCAUACUCAUCCUUAGCCGUCGACAGUAGUCCUGCAUUCCGUUAUCCGUAUGGUGCCGUUAUGGCUUCUUCUGCCAAUCAGCCACUAGCAUCGCUUGUCCCACAGGAGAGUAGGACAACAAGGCAAGCUGCAGCCAGUACAGGGGGCAGUGAGGACACUUCGUCAACUAGCUGUGUUCCUGGCACUCUUGCCAAUCCUGCUUCAGUUAGGCUUUCCAAUCUGGUAGUGUAUUCGUCAGACGAUGAUGACGACGAUGAUGAUGAUGAUGAUGACAAUGAGGAAGGAAAAGAGGAAGAUACUAGCACCGGUCAUGGCACUGCUGCUGCCGCUGGUGGUGAUGAUCACGAUGCAUCUAUGACAGCCGAUGUGCUGUCACCCGACGGUGUUGGUAAUGAUGACCUGAGUAUGCUGUCACCAUCGAAUAUUGCAGAGUGGCAAGUGUUAGAUGAAGCAACAGAUGAGGUAGACAACCCUGGCAGUGAUGCAGCGGGUAAGGAAAAUAGUGCAGACUCGGUAGUGGUCACAAAUGCCGCAACUGUUGAUGGUGGCAGCGAUGGGACAGGGAAGGACGAUGAUCAAUCUGCCACAGCUCCAGUGUAUCCUGUGUCCAUGACUGGUGCGUGCCCGUACUGCUUCUCAUCCGAUGUUGUGUACAUUAUUCUAUGCCCGGAGUCUCAGCCAGACGCUGAUCUUCCACCUCUGUUACGCAACCUCCUGCUCUGCGGCUGUGCUGAGAAGCUACCUCCACCAGAAGAUGGUCAGGAGGUGCCAUCGUUCCAGUGUCGCAGCUGUGGCUAUGGCUUCAACUUGAACUGGGUUGCUACAUCGCUGGAGGCUAUAUUUGGUGUGAAUGAUGAACCAGUAGAUCUUGAUCCCGGCAAAACGGACGAUGGUGCCUCUCCAUCUCCAGGUUCUGAGUCACCAACGUGCAACACACCAGCAAAGGAGGAGGAUUUAGAAGAUAAACCAGUCACCGAAGCUGAAGAUGCUGUUGUUGGUCCAGAGCAUGAUGCUGCCGGCCAGGGCAGUGACUGGGAUAUCUACUGGGAACAGUUGACAUCGGCGCAGAAAGCAGACUACACCGAAUGGUAUGCCACUCAUGUGCGUCAGCAGGCUGCACUUCAUGCCAUAUCAUCAUCCUUGCCUGCUCCUUUUGUACCGAUCCCAGUACCGAACUCAAAACCAACAGCGGCUAGUUAUACAGCUAUAAACAUUGCUGUGAACACUGCUAAGAAGCCUAGUGAGACUACUGCUGGGAGUACUGUGGACGAAGAAGCUGCUGAACAGCCUGGAAGAACAGAACGUCAACUGUUGGCUUCUUUACCUGAGGAGGUUCAUCAGCUUGAAGCUUUGCUGAGUCGUAUCGACAAGGCCAAAGCUGAAGAGCAACCCAAGGAUACCAACAACAGCUGCUCUGUGGAUAAGCCAGCAGAGCUAACAGCCACCGACAAGCCGUGGUGGCAAGUUGUAGCUGAGCGGCCAGUUCUGACAGCUGAAGAUACCUCACUUUCCGCUCCCGCUGCUAGUGGGUCUUGCAGUGGCUCGUCACCAGCGUCUUCUCCAGCUCCCAGUGCCUCAUCGCCAACCAUUGCUGCAGCAGCGACAGCGGAGAUGCCAACCGGCCCUGUGGCUUCACCCGAUAAGUUACCCAGUAGCAGCAGCAGCGAUGCUGCUGCAGUAUCAACACCAACUGCCAGCAGCUGUGGCACUGUUGACAGCUAUGUAGCACAGUCUGGUAGUGUAAGCACUGGUAGUGGUGUCCACAGUAGCCAUGGCAACGGCACUAGUGCCGGCGGCUAUGUCAAGCAGUAUGAGGAGUACAGUGUCCAAGGAGCAUUCAAUCCCUACACUGGGAAAUUCCAGAAAAAUUCGGCUCUUUUUCAGAAAGCUGCCAGUAGCAGUGAAGAUCAUACCAUCCGUCACAUGCAACAUCAUUUCGACACUGAAGAAUUGACCAUUGGCCCGGAGCAGCCUCCACCGAAAAAGCCCAAACUCUCCCGCACCGACAUUGAGCAUUUGAAGGUAAAAAAGAAGGAGAAGAAACGGCAGUUACGAGUGAAUGGCAGUUGAGUGGCGGCAUUGUUGUUCGGGUACUCCAGCAGCGUGUCUCUCCCAUUAUGUUUGCAGUACACUUUUUUACUGUCUUCACCGGUAUUUUAUUUCUACGCCCUGUACUAGUAGUAGGCCCCAUAGCUGCGCUCUCGUAUAGUGUAUGGUUGCUGGCCUAUGUACUAGAGUGCCAGAAUACCCGUCAUAAUAAUUAUUAUAAUAAUGUCACCGGUCUUGUAUCCACCAUGGGAACACUUUGUUCUGUCGAGCUGGACAUCUAUGCUAGGAUCUAUUCAUUCACGAAAACCAUGUAUGCAAGGACUUACAACUGAA
Molecule: messenger RNA, 4481 nt
Organism: Sycon ciliatum
Lineage: Eukaryota; Metazoa; Porifera; Calcarea; Leucosolenida; Sycettidae
Product: serine-rich adhesin for platelets-like
Exons: 7
Coding region: 87-4169 (1360 amino acids)
Source: RefSeq, a predicted model, not a curated record